AUGGAUUCAUCCUCCGAAACUGUAACCAAGCCCCCAAUUAAGUGCUUUAUAAGUGGCCUUGGUGUCUCAACAACACCAAUGAAUAUUCCUAAGACCCGACAGACAUUCUAUAAGAAAUGUGGCAAGCACCAGCCCCACAAAGUGACACAGUACAAGAAGGGCAAGGAUUCUUUGUAUGCCCAGGGGAGGUGGUGUUAUGACAGGAAACAGAAUGGCCCUGGUAAGCAGACUAAGUCUGUUUUCCAAAAAAGAGCUAAAACUACAAAAAAGAUUGUGCUGAGACCUGAGUGUGCUGAGCCCAACUGCAGAUCUAAGAGAAUGCUGACUAUUAAGAGAUGGAAGCAUUUUGAACUGGGAAGUGAUAAGAAGAGAAAGGGCCAAGUGAUCUAG
Messenger RNA from Meriones unguiculatus (Mongolian gerbil), 390 nucleotides. Its product is annotated as ribosomal protein eL42-like. The coding region runs from base 1 to 390 and encodes 129 amino acids. Gene Ontology annotation, biological process: translation. The transcript is spliced from 3 exons. Lineage: Eukaryota; Metazoa; Chordata; Mammalia; Rodentia; Muridae. Gene Ontology annotation, cellular component: cytosolic large ribosomal subunit; ribosome. Gene Ontology annotation, molecular function: structural constituent of ribosome. The record is from RefSeq and is a predicted model, not a curated record.